GCGAGCCGCCAGUCGCUCCGCUGCACUCGUGACGCGUGGACGUCCGCGCUCGACGAUCGAAUUGAAACGAAUUAUAAAAAAAAAAAAACUAAAAACAAACGCAAUGUUUUAAGUAGUAUGGUGACAUCCUUGUUAUCAUCUCAUCGAAGGCGCCAUUUUGUUUGAACAGCUGUUCGUUUGGAGGUUAUACUGUUGGACUGUUAUGCUAUAGUGAUAUUAGAUAGUGUAUUGUGACUGGUGCCAAAUUGGAAUAUUAUACAGUCAAGAUGGCGUCCGUUAAAUUUUUCCUGUGCUUAAGUUUGAUUCACGCGGCUCUGGGUAAAGGUUCAGAGUCUCAAAUCGAAUGCACGCCCGAAGUUAUGAGGGUCACCGUACCCAUGGAUGGUGACAGGCAGAUCUCGUAUUUGGACCAAUUAAAAGAUUACCAGCCCUGCAAACCGGUGCUGGACGAUGGGAAGGCGACAUUCAUGUUAGACCUUCAGGAUCCGCACAAAUGUGGAGUCACCAGAGUGCUUAAUAAAAUUACAGGUAAACGCACAUUCUACCACAAAAUCGUGAUAGAAGACGCCAUCGGUGGUAGAGAGACGGUGACAGUUAGGUGCGUGGUUGCGAACAAACUGCGCGCCAUCUCGCGUAGAGCUGCUGAGGGAUUCCCCCUGGACUUCAAUGAGCCAGAUGUCCUGAACAUCACACGAUACGAAGAAGGCCAUGCCCCUGAACCAGUUCUGGGUGCUAUUGUGAAGGAGAAUGGUAAACAAGUCUCCGGAGAGAUCUCGGUAAGUCCAGGCACUCCGUUGUCCAUGGAGAUCUUCCUGGACGAGAUGUCAGCGCCGGUUUACGGACUACUCGUCAGUUAUAUGCACGUGACAGAUACUGGAAAACAACAGGAGACUAUAAUACUGAAUGGCUGUUCAGUGGAUCCCUACCUCUUCGAUAACUUCGUGACCACUGACGGUGAUCUGCUCGCAGCUAAGUUCAGAGCCUUCAAGUUUCCUGACACCACUUACGUGCAAUUCAAAGGGACAGUCAGCGUAUGCCUUGAUAAAUGCCAAGGAGUGCAAUGCACGAACGGCGCAACCGGCUACGGCAGGAGACGGAGGUCCAUCUCAUCAGACAGUAUCUCCAACAAAGUGUAUGAAGUCUCCCUCACCACCUUCAUCAAGGUGGACUCCAACGGUGGGGAGAAGGAGGCUGAGGACUUCCUCACCCACCUGAAGAACCUGAAGAUCGCGAACCAGCUACUGGGAGAUCAGGACGGCACACCGGCAAGCAUCUCCGAGUGGUCGCAGGACAAAAAAACGCUGUCCCAAGACCCGCCAUCAGUUCCAGCGCUUUCCAGCGCUAACGUAUUCAAUUUACAUUGUACCCUACUAGCUUUAAGUGUACUGCUGACAUUUUUCAAAUAACUAACAAUUUUUGUGUUUUAAUAAAAAGAUCUCGUAAUUUUGUACAACCAACUUGGAUUGUCUGCAACUUGAAGUGAAACAUAAGCUGACGGCCUGCUUGAUGGGAAAUGGGCUAAUUUGACAAUUAGCUGACAAAAUGUUGUCCCGUUUUUGAGGCGCGCUGCUCUAUCUACCUACAUCUACACUAAUAUUAUAAAGAGGAAAGAUUUGUAUUUUUGUGUGUAUGUAUGUUUGUAGUGAAUAAACUCAAAAACUCCUUUGCUAAUUUCAAAAAUUCUUUCACCAUUAGAAAGCUACAUUCACCCUGAGUAACAUAGGCUUUAUUUACGGCUAGAAAAGAUUAGGGAUCCUUACUAAAACUUUAGUAACGUAACUCAAGGUGUGAAUACAAUGCUAUAAAAUAUCUUUGGUCGCGUGCGCUGCGGAAACUAUUGGUGAUAGAACAAAAGUAUGUUCUUCAAUAUUGAAGAAAAUAUCAAUAACUACAAAAAACUUCGUGAUACUGUUUGUUCAACUAUUAUCGUUAUGUCACAAUAACCGCUUUUUAAAAUGCUGUAAUAAUGUCCACCCGUGCGAAACCGGGACAGGCCGCUAGUAUAAUCUAAAAUAUGAAUAUAUAAAAAAAUAUAUCAAAGUGGUGUUAAAAACUUUUCUAUAGAAUACAGGUACUUAGCAGUAAGCGUUUAUAGGCAACGUUAACCGGUUGCUAUCAGGCGGGACGCAUGUCUGAUUGUCGAAUUGUUGACAAUCGUUGUAUAAUAAAAUUCAAUCUAUACCAGCUUUGGUCUUAAAGCUUGGCUAUUAAACCUAACGCAGAAUUUCACUUCAUAAAAAUUAUAUUAUUAUUAAAUUUAUUCCAAGUUGAAUGUACUUGAUGAAACUCGGAAGUUCCACUCAGAAAUUGAGUGGAUUGUCCGACUUUUUUAAUUGGGUCUGAAGGUUUCUAUAAAAUACGAAGCAUUGAAAAUACCGGACAAUGAAGUAAUUGUCAAAUCAAGCAUAACAAAUUCGCAAUACCGUAUAAUUAAAAAUAGAAAUAAAAAAAAAAACAUAUUCUUUUCAUAAUUUUAAAUAUGGUAUUCUAUUUUAAAGUUCGAAUACUAAGAAAAAAACAAAAAAAAAUAGUUGAUUUGACAAUAGCUCAUCUUUUUUCUACAUAAAUUACUUGAAUAUUGUCCAUUUUCAACUUUUUUUUUUACAAAUUUACCGUCCUUUUUCGAUCUUAUUUUUAGUAUGUAAGGAAAAGUGAUUUUAUUAAAGUAACCUUAGUUUAAGCGAUUAAUAAUAGAUAAGAGCUAUAACUAUGAUCUUGACCCGUCUUAAUAACUGCUUAAAAUAUAACUGUAAAUAUUUACAAUGCGCACUAUGUGUUUGCAAAUAUUAUGUAAGUACCUACCUAUGUACGAAUGAUUUAUGUAUUUAAAAAAAAAAUAAUGCCUUUGUUAUCAAUAUAUACGCCUUUUCAUUACUAAUAAAAAAAAAGAGAGCUAAGAACUGAAGUCGAAUGGAUAAAGUAUUUUACGAAAUCAAAUUAAAAAUGUUCAACUAAAGAAUAAAACUGUCUAAAAAUUCACUAAUUAAAUUUAAAUUAGACAUUGAAAUAAACAAAAUAAAUAAUAAGAAAGUGCAAACAUUAAUAUCGUUCGAUUAUCUGUAACAUCUAAAUCAAAACUGAAUACUAGGCAGCGUGGUCAUUGUUCUUAGCCUGUUCCUUACACUAAACCUAAAAAAAAUAUAGGUAGGUGGAAAAAUAUAGAAUUUGCAAACACAUUUUAGUCAAACCAUAAAUACAAUACAGAUUAUGGAACAAUUUUUCGCAACACAACAAUAAUAACAAGAGAAAAAUAUAGACCAACUCAAAUGUUUCCCGCCAAAACUUUUUUUUUUAUACGUAAGUAUUAUAAGAAAUUGACCGUGUAUUACGUAUUAACUUUUUUUUUAUUUUAAACCUAGUUAGUAUCUAGAUUUAGUGACACAAAAAGUAUGUGUUAAAUUAUUAAAACAAUAAAUGUACCAAUCUAUUUAAUUUUUUUUUCCGAUAUAAAUCAGGAAUAAAUAAGAUAUAUUUACGCGUUUUAAAAUCACUAGUCUUAUUAAUAAUUCAUAUAGAAGCCAGGGUUACUACAUUUUUGUUUUUAAUUUACUUGAGUACUUACUAGUUUUUUCUUUAAAGUACCUAUGAAAUUAUUUUAUUAAUAAAUUAACUUUUUAAAUUAUUGAAUAUUCAAGCAUGAAUCUUGGCUUAUCUGAUUAAAACUGUACUUAGAUAUUUAUUGAAAUAUGAGUUUUAACCUAACAAAAUUGGCAACAAUUAUGGCCCAGCUGGAUAUGCAUAUUGUAAUAAUGUAGAUAUAGCUAUUUACACUUCCCAGGUUGUAAUUAUUCGUUAUAUUGAUGUCCAUUUUUAGUCAUUCUCGACGUAAGAGACUUGUCGUAACCUCACAGUGUUACAAUACGACGUAUUUCUGACCUAUCCAAGACGUCUGUCGUCUUUACGGUUAACCCUAAAGUCAGUGUGAGGUACGUAUUCUGCGAAUAUUGUACCAACAAUAAAAUGACGUAAAAAUUACGCCUUAUUUGAGUCGCAGACGUCACCUUGCUACCUAGAUGGUAUUUUAUAUGUAUGUACUUAAGAUAUAAAUAUAUUAUAAUGUAUUUACAAUAUUUUUUGUCUGAAUUUAUGAUUUAUUUAAACUGCCACCUAAAAAUUGUAGUUGAUAAAUUUAAUACAUUAAUUACCUAACGCUGAAUGCUGAGAAAUACUGAGAAUUUUUUUUUACUAAAAUAUUAAAUUGCAAAGAUAAUAAAUAAAAAACAUAAAUUUAAUAAAAAAAAAAUAUACCAAACUAAA
Messenger RNA from Galleria mellonella (greater wax moth), 4257 nucleotides. RefSeq lists its product as uncharacterized. The transcript is spliced from 10 exons. The coding region runs from base 267 to 1406 and encodes 379 amino acids. NCBI's taxonomy places the organism in Eukaryota, Metazoa, Arthropoda, Insecta, Lepidoptera, Pyralidae. The record is from RefSeq and is a predicted model, not a curated record.